AUGGCAGACAGCUGUGAGGAGCCUCUGCUGCCUGCCCUGCCCGCCUCGUCCUUCAGUAGUUCCUCGGAGCUGUCCAGCAGCCACAGCCCUGGGUUUGCUCGGCUCAACCGAAGAGACGGAGCAGGGGGCUGGACUCCGCUUGUGUCGAACAAGUACCAGUGGCUGCAGGUCGACCUUGGAGAAAAGAUGGAGGUCACGGCCGUAGCCACCCAGGGUGGGUAUGGCAGCUCCAACUGGGUGACUGGCUACCUGCUGAUGUUCAGCGACAGUGGCAGGAACUGGAAGCAGUAUCGGCGGGAGGAGAGCAUCUCGGGCUUCCCUGGGAACGCGAAUGCUGACAGCGUGGUGCUCUACCGGCUGCGGCCACCAGUGGAAUCGCGCCACCUGCGCUUCCUGCCGGCCGCCUGGAACCACGGGGGCCGCAUUGGGAUGCGCGUGGAGCUGUAUGGCUGUGCCUACCGAUCGGAGGUGAUUGAUUUUGAUGGAAAUAGUUCCCUGAUCUACAGAUUUUCUCAAAGUGACAUGUAUCCAGUAAAAGAUGUCAUUUCUCUGAAAUUUAAAACAGUGCAAAGCGAUGGGAUUAUAUUCCACAGAGAGGGAAGAAACGGAGGUCAUGUCACCCUGGAAUUAGUCAACGGGAAGCUCUUUCUACACAUCAAUUCAGGUGGAACUGCACCUGAUUCCCUGCCUGCGUCCACCCACACGGCACUGGGCAGCCUCCUGGAUGACCAGCACUGGCACUCCAUACUCCUGGAGCACUCCGGCCAGCAGGUGAACCUCACGGUGGACAGCCACACGCAGCACUUCCGAGCACCAGGUGAUCUGAGCCAUGUGGAUCUCCUUUACGAGAUCAGCUUUGGAGGUAUUUUAGCACCUGGAAAAUCAGUGACAUUUCAAAGAAAAAAUUUCCAUGGAUGCUUAGAAAAUAUUCAUUUUAAUGGAGAGGAUAUCAUUGAUUUGGCCAAGCAGCACAGUCCACAGGUCUUCAUUACGGGUAACAAGUCGUUCUCCUGCUCACAACCACAGACUGUGCCAGUGACAUUCCUGAGCCCUCAGAGCUCCUUGGCACUAACAGGCUUCCCGAGGGAAGAUGGAGUCACUAUCAGUUUCCAAUUUCGAACAUGGGAUAGAGCAGGACAUCUGCUGUCCAGCCGGCUUCAUAAGGGCUCAGGGGACCUUCUACUCGUUCUAAGUAAUGGGAGCCUCAGACUGAGCCUAUACAGCUCUCUGGGGCAAGGACAGAGCAGCAUCACAGCAGGUGCUGGAGUGAGUGAUGGGCAGUGGCAUUCCGUCUCUAUCAUAGCCAAGAGGAAUCACCUGAGUUUAACAGUGGAUCAGGACAUGGCCUCCGCUGCUCAUGCUGUGGUCCCCACGGAGAUUUAUUCAGGCAAGGCCUAUUACUUUGGAGGGUGCCCACCUCUCGGCUCUGGGUCUGAGUGUGCGCCAGCCCUCGGAGGGUUCCAGGGCUGUCUGAGAGACAUCUCCAUCAAUGCCCAAGAAGUGGACCUGAUUGCAGUGCAGCAGGGGUCACUGGGGAACUUCAGCGACCUCCAGGUAGAUACCUGCGGCAUCCUCGACAGGUGUUUGCCCAACUACUGUGAGCAUGGUGGCAAGUGCUCCCAGACCUGGAACACCUUCAACUGCAACUGCAGCGGCACAGGAUACACAGGCGCCACAUGCCACCACUCCCUGUACGAGCAGUCCUGUGAAGCCUACAAGCACAGGGGGAACCCCUCAGGAUUAUACCACAUCGACCCUGAUGGCAGUGGCCCCCUGGAACCCUUCCUGGUAUUUUGUAACUUAACUGACAUCCCAUGGACGGUCCUGCAGCACAACGGCUCGGCGCUCACAAGGGUCAAGGGUGCCAGCCCCCCACACCCACACUCAGUGGCCUUCCAGUAUGCUGCCAGCGAGGGGCAGCUGCGGGCCACCGUGGCACGCGCCAGCCACUGCCAGCAGGAGGUUGUCUACCACUGCAGGAGGUCGCGGCUCCAGGAUGGGCCAGAUGGUGCCCCACUGAGCUGGUGGGUUGGAAGAACCAAUGAGACACACACCUACUGGGGAGGCUCCUUGCCUGAAGCUAGAAAAUGCACUUGUGGAUUAGAGGGGAGCUGCCUGGAUUCUCAACAUCUCUGCAACUGCGAUGCUGACCUGGAUGAAUGGACAAAUGACACGGGGCUGCUCUCCCACAAGGAGCACCUGCCAGUGACAAGGAUUGUGAUCACUGACGUGAGUCGGCCCAGCUCGGAGGUGGCAUUUCGACUGGGACCGCUGCUUUGCCGGGGGGACAGAUCAUUCUGGAACUUGGUGUCCUUCCACACAGAGACCUCCUACCUUCACUUCCCUACUUUGCGUGGAGAACUCAGUGCUGACGUGUCUUUCUUUUUCAAGACCACGGCCCCAUCAGGGGUGUUUCUGGAGAACCUGGGCAUUAUCGACUUCAUUAGCCUGGAGCUGCGCUCCCCCACAGAGGUGGUCUUCUCAUUCGAUGUGGGGAAUGGACCCUGUGAGGUUAUGGUGAGGGCAUCUGGCCCCCUCAAUGACAACCGGUGGCACCUUGUCCAUGCUGAGAGGAAUAUUAAGGAGGCAUCACUGCAGGUGGACAUGCUCCCACGCAUGGCUCAGUCUGCCCCUGCCAAUGGCCAUGUGCUGCUGCAGCUCAACAGCCAGCUUUUUGUGGGCAGCACAGCCACCAGGCAGAGGGGCUUCCUGGGCUGUAUCCGGUCACUGCAGCUCAAUGGGCAGGUGCUGGACCUCGAGGACCGGGCCAAGGUCACGCCAGGUGUGGAGCCUGGCUGCCCAGGGCACUGCAGCAGCUAUGGACACCUGUGCCAUCAUGGCGGGCGCUGCCGGGAGAGGCCCCGUGGGUUCUCCUGUGACUGCGAGCUCUCAGCCUUCACUGGACCCUUCUGCUCUGAGGAGAUUUCAGCCUAUUUCGGAACUGGCUCCUCUGUGACUUACAGUUUUCAUGAGUCUCCCUCCCCAAGUGGGAACUCCAGUGCCUACGUGGCCUCAUUCCACAGGGAUGGGACUUUGGCCAGAGAGACGAUCACAUUCAGCUUCCGAACACUGCAGACCCCGAGCUUACUGCUGUAUGUAGACUCCUUCUACAAGGAAUACCUGUCCGUCAUCCUGGCCAAAAAUGGAAGUUUGCAGAUUCGGUACAAGCUUGAUAUUCAUCAGGAUCCUGAUGUUUUCAACUUUGAUUUCACAAACAUGGCUGACGGGCACCUUCAGCACGUGAGGAUCAGCAGAGAAGGAGGAGUGCUCUUGGUCGAGGUGAACCAGCAAACCAGGAGGCAAGUGAGCCUGUCCUCAGGCACAGAGUUCCACGCUGUCAAGUCCCUGGUGUUGGGCAGGAUUUCAGAGCCGGGUGGCCACGUGGACCCGGAGACAGCGCGGGCUGGUGCGCGGGGCUUCGCUGGCUGCUUGUCGGGACUGCAGUUCGAGCGCACGGCGCCGCUGAAGGCUGCGCUGCGGCCGGGCCGCCCCGGACGCACGUCGGUGCAGGGGCCGCUCGGCUGCAAGGCCGCAGCUGCGGGUGCGCGAGGCUGGGCCGCUGUGUCUGCGCGCUGGCCAGCGGCGCCCCUCUCAUUUCCCGCUGCAGAUCACACGGGACCAGGGCGCACGGGGACCACGGCGGACGCGGCCCGACGGGACUUGGCGGUGAUCGGAGGUGUGAUUGCUGUGGCCAUCUUUGUCUUGGUUUGCAUCGCCGCCAUUGCCACCCGCCUGUACCAGCAGAAGAACUUGUACAAAAACAAGGAUGCAAAACAGCCAGAGGAGGAGGGCCGCGUGGAGGCCAUGCUCAAAUGCGAGCUCCACUUACAGAACGCAGCUGGUGGGGGUCAGAAGGAGUACUUUCUCUGA
Messenger RNA from Orycteropus afer afer, 3870 nucleotides. RefSeq names its product contactin-associated protein-like 4. The record is from RefSeq and is a predicted model, not a curated record. The transcript has 24 exons. Lineage: Eukaryota; Metazoa; Chordata; Mammalia; Tubulidentata; Orycteropodidae. Bases 1 to 3870 code for a protein of 1289 amino acids.